This is a messenger RNA of Anopheles marshallii, 2181 nucleotides long. It is a transcript of the gene ND-75, whose product is annotated as NADH-ubiquinone oxidoreductase 75 kDa subunit, mitochondrial. Gene Ontology annotation, cellular component: membrane. The transcript is spliced from 4 exons. Lineage: Eukaryota; Metazoa; Arthropoda; Insecta; Diptera; Culicidae. Gene Ontology annotation, biological process: ATP synthesis coupled electron transport. Gene Ontology annotation, molecular function: iron-sulfur cluster binding; NADH dehydrogenase (ubiquinone) activity. Bases 1 to 2181 code for a protein of 726 amino acids. The record is from RefSeq and is a predicted model, not a curated record.
AUGCUGCGCGUGCCAGUCAGUCGGGCCCUUACCUUCGGGGCCCGGUUCCCAGUGCAGACGAUAGUGCGCACGUCGGCCACUGUACCGGCCAAGGCGCCGGAGAAGAUUGAAGUUUUCGUGGAUGAUCAACCCGUGAUGGUGGACCCGGGCACUACCGUCCUGCAGGCUGCGGCGCUAGUUGGUGUGGAGAUACCGCGCUUCUGCUAUCACGAGCGUCUGGCUGUUGCCGGCAACUGUCGCAUGUGUUUGGUAGAGGUGGAGAAAUCACCUAAACCAGUCGCUGCCUGCGCAAUGCCGGUGAUGAAGGGCUGGCGUAUAAAGACGAACUCUGAAAUGACGCGCAAAGCACGCGAGGGCGUAAUGGAGUUUUUGCUAAUGAACCAUCCGCUCGAUUGUCCCAUCUGUGACCAGGGUGGUGAAUGUGAUCUGCAGGACCAAGCAAUGGCAUUUGGUUCGGAUCGAUCGCGCUUUACAGAUAUUCACCAUACCGGCAAACGGGCGGUGGAGGACAAGGACAUUGGUCCGCUGAUUAAAACCAUCAUGACUCGGUGCAUUCACUGUACGCGUUGCAUCCGGUUCGCAUCGGAAGUGGCCGGUGUCGAUGAUCUCGGCACGACGGGUCGCGGUAACGACAUGCAGAUUGGUACGUACGUGGAAAAGUUCUUCCUUUCCGAGCUGUCCGGUAACGUGAUUGAUCUGUGCCCGGUCGGUGCGCUGACCAACAAACCGUACAGCUUCGUGGCACGCCCGUGGGAAAUUCGCAAGAUCGAAUCGAUCGAUGUGUUGGAUGCGCUCGGUAGCAAUAUUGUGGUGAGUACGCGUACCGGCGAGGUGUUGCGUAUAUUGCCGCGUGAAAACGACGAAAUCAAUGAGGAGUGGCUGUCGGACAAGUCGCGUUUCGCUUGUGAUGGAUUGAAGCGCCAACGGUUGAUUGCACCGAUGCUGCGCAAUCCGAGUGGUGAACUGGAACCGGUCGAGUGGGAAUCGGCGUUGAUUACGAUCGCGCAGGCGUUGCGUGGAGCACCUAAGGGAAAGGUGGCCGCUGUUGCUGGAGGGUUGGUGGACGCAGAAUCGCUUAUUGCGUUGAAGGAUUUGCUUAACCGGUUGGGAUCGGAAACGCUCUGCACCGAGCAAAAGUUCCCCACUGACGGAUCGGGCACGGACUUCCGUUCCAGCUAUCUGCUCAACUCUUCGAUCGCUGCUUGCGAGGAAGCGGAUCUGGUACUGCUUGUCGGUACGAAUCCCCGCUAUGAAGCACCACUUCUGAACACCCGUCUGAGGAAGGGAUACAUCCAUAACGAUCAAAACAUUGCAAUGAUUGGACCGAAGGUUGAUCUUUCCUACGAGUACGAGCAUCUUGGAAGCGAUACCUCGCUAAUUCGCGACAUUGCAAAUGGACACCAUCCAUUCGCCAAGAAGCUGAAGGAGGCAAAGAAGCCCCUAAUCAUCGUCGGUGCCAAUCAACUUGCCCGAAAGGAUGGUUUGUCCUUCCUCACUGCACUACACGUAUUCGCUAACUCGUUGUCACCGUCAGACAAAAACUGGAAGGUAUGGAACGUGCUGCAGACGAACGCAGCUCAAACGGCCGCCCUGGACGUUGGCUACACGGCAGGCGUCGAUGCUGCCGUUGAGAUGCAACCGAAGGUCCUGUUCCUGUUGGGCGCUGACGGCGGCAUGGUCGAUAAGGAAAAGUUACCGAAGGAUUGCUUCAUUGUGUACCAGGGACAUCAUGGAGACGCCGGUGCACAGAUGGCCCAUGCUAUUCUGCCCGGUGCUGCCUACACUGAGAAGCAGGGCACGUAUGUGAACACUGAAGGCCGUGCCCAGCAGACGCUGGUAGCCGUAACGCCACCGGGACUGGCGCGUGAAGAUUGGAAGAUUUUGCGUGCCCUAUCCGAGGUAGCAGGAGCUCCGCUGCCGUACGAUAACUUAGAAGAUCUGCGUUCGCGCAUGGAAGAUAUUGCGCCCCAUCUGGUGCGCUACGGCCGUCUGGAGGCGUCCAAUUUCUUUGCCAUCGCUGACGCAUUGCUAAAGAACGCUUCGGUACAGUUCGACAGUGGCAAGGUGGAUGUGGUGCAGAAAAAGUUGGCCGACUUCUUCAUGACCGAUCCGAUUACGCGCGCAUCGCCCACAAUGGCUAAAUGUGUGACGGCAGCGAAGAAACAGUUGCAAGCGAAUUAA